This is a messenger RNA of Paramuricea clavata, 1158 nucleotides long. The record is from the annotation of a GenBank genome assembly. Lineage: Eukaryota; Metazoa; Cnidaria; Anthozoa; Malacalcyonacea; Plexauridae.
AAAUACCAUGAGGCUCUAAAGAUAUAUAAAGAUACCUUGAAACAUAAAAAAGAAAUUUUUCAUGAGAAAAAACUCGAGGAUUUGGAAAUAGCUGCCGAGACUGACCCAAAUUCAUUCUGGAAAAACCUGAAAAACAUGAGUGACAGCUGUGAUGAUCUCUCUUCUAGCUCAACACAAAUAACCAACCAAAAAUGGAUAUCGCACUUUGAAAAUCUACAUACAAAACACAACUUAGGCCCCAAGCAAGAAGGUAUCCUUAAAAAUUUAGAACUUCUUGAAAACAACAUUGAUGACAAUAACACUCUUGAUGACCCAAUUACAGAAGACGACAUUAUAAGUGCAGCUACAAAACUAAAGCAUAAGAAAUCUGCCUACUCUGAUAAGAUAAGGAACGAAAUGAUAAAAUCUAGUGUGAACAUUCUGCUUAAAGGCUAUCAUAAAUUGUUUAAUAUGAUUCUAGAGUGUGGAAUUUUCCCUGAGAAAUGGUGCGAAGGUCUUUUAACCCCUAUUUUUAAAUCUGGAGACAAACAAGAUCCUAACAACUACAGAGGAAUUUGUGUGACAAGUUGUAUUGGCAAAUUCUUCUGUUUAAUUCUAAAUAAACGAUUGAAUGAUUUCACACAAGAAAAUGAUUUAGUUCACCAUUCGCAAAUUGGAUUUCAAUCAGGACAUAGAACAGCCGAUCAUGUUUUCACCCUAAAAACGUUAAUUGAUAAGCAUGUCACCCCAAACAAAAACAAUAAAAUUUAUGCAUGCUUUGUUGACUUCAAAAAAGCAUUUGACUCUGUCUGGCAUGAAGGCCUAUACUCUAAACUAUUAAAAUACAAAAUUGGGGGAAAUUUUUAUCGUCUAAUUAAGAGCCUUUAUUCUAACUCUAAAUGUGCAGUCAAAUUAUCCAAAUCCAGAACAACAUUCUUCCCUUAUUCCAAAGGUGUUCGCCAAGGAUGCACAUUAAGUCCACUCUUAUUCAACCUUUACAUAAACGAGCUAACAACAUUAUUUAAUAAUACUGACUCAGACCCCUUCAUACUGCCAAAUGGCUCAAAAUUGAACUGUCUUCUCUAUGCUGAUGAUUUGAUCAUCCUGUCUAGAUCAAGAUUUGGACUACAAAAAUGCCUAAAUGAACUCCAAAAUUGGUGCAGUAAAUGGCUAAUGGAG